AUGGCCGGAGGAGGCGGUCCAGCAGCUCCAGCCCGCGGCACCCGCAUCGUGCUGUUCCCGCUGCCGUUCCAGGGCCACAUCAGCCCGAUGCUGCAGCUCACCAGCGCGCUCCACGCGCGGGGGCUCGCCAUCACCGUCCUCCACACGGCGUUCAACGCGCCGGACCCCGCGCGCCACCCGGCGUUCACCUUCGUCGCGGUGCCGGACGCCAUCCCGGAGGCCGUGGCCGCGACCAACAACGGCCUCGCCGAGCUCCUCGCCCUGAACGCCGCCAUGGAGGCGUCGGGGCACAUCCGGGACGCGGACGAGGAGGAGCCCCGGCUGGCGUGCCUGAUCUUCGACUCCACCCUCACCGCCGUGCACAAGGCCCCGGCUGGCCUUGGGCUGCCCACGAUCGUGCUGCACACCAGCAGCGAGGCCUGCUUCCGUAUGGCCAGGUCCUACGACAUGCUCCUCGACAAGGGCUAUCUGCCAUCGACAGGUUCGGCAGUUUGGCACCAAUAA
Miscanthus lutarioriparius is the source of this 504-nucleotide messenger RNA. The record is from the annotation of a GenBank genome assembly. Lineage: Eukaryota; Viridiplantae; Streptophyta; Magnoliopsida; Poales; Poaceae.